UUUCCAACUAUGGCACAGAAUGGCAUGUAGCCCAAGCCACAAUAUCUAGUCCUUACAGGGCAUUCUCCAAAGAGAAAAUCUCAGCUAACGUAGGGGUGAAGAUAGGACUCAACAGUGUCAAUAUAACACUCCAAGCCACAGCAAUACAUCAUCGAAGCGAAGACAUUAAUUAUAAUGAGAGAUUCCGAUGGGUCGGAGCCACAGAAAUGAAACAGGAGUACAGGCAUGCCCUAGUGAAAGGUCUUCCAUUCCCGUUGCUCACCAUUGCAGAAUAUUUCACUCAGGAACUGGAAGGUUUCUGUUGGGGAAGACGUUACAGGCUAGCGGGUUAUUAUUCUCACAUACUUCUAUGGGCUGCAUUUUCCCUGUGGCUGUUGAUGAACAUCCUCCUCUGUACAGUGCCAAGGUACGGAGCAUACACAAUGCAGCUGACGGGUGCAGUGAUGUUGCUGACGAAUGCCAUUUACACAUACCUUCUGCCUCGGAAACCCUUAGUCAUACCCUUCGAGGGAGGAUCUCUUCAUUUCAAAUUCGGAUGGUGCUUCUGGAUCGUCCUUUCAGCAGGGAUUAUUUCCGUCAUUGUUGGCGGUGCAGUGGCCAUAGUAGACCUCUUGUUUCCAAACAAGUUCACAACUAUUUUAGAAGUUGACUAUGACAUGCCGUACAGGUACUUUGUGUCCCAUCCGGAACCCUUGAAAAAACAACAGUGUUCACAAGCCAACAGCUCUGCGUCUGCACAAACGUCAUCUACUAAUACAUCCCAGAAAGGAUUUGAAAAUAACGCUUACGAAACUGACGAAGAAGACUACAGCACCAUUGUGAAUGGAAAGAGGGCUGUUAGCCUCAGAAAUUUUGGAAAAUUUGCCCAAAAAGAAGGUCUUAAGAAAAAUCCUCUGUCUUCUUUCAUCCAACCCAAGAGGAUACACAGCUUUACCACUGAUGCAUACCGACCAUCUACUUCCAAAGACGUGAACAUCGACAUUUCUGCUGCUGCUAUGUGGUGAAGCUUGUUCUAAUAAGGAAAUAUACGGACGUGCCUAAGCAACGUACUGUAAAACGUUAGUGUAAAUCUGUCAAAGGAUCCAUGGAUCCCAUUAACUCUACAAGUUCCUCGUGCAAGCCAUUUUGUCACUGUAUUCUUGUUGUACCAAUUACGAAAAUGAAUGUAAACGUGCAGGUUACUGAUAAAGAAAUGUUAAAGAAGAAAGCCAUAUGACUUUAUUCGCAAUGUUCCUUAGUCAAUGUUCAUGAUGAAAUGGAUAAAUAUUUUGCAACAGUAAUUUAAUAUUUUAUAUCGGUUUAUAAACUGCAAUCUUCUAUGAACGUCACCAAUAUCUUCACCACGUUUUUCGUAAGUGGAAAAAUAUUUCAAUGGUGUUCUGACUCAGGCAUGGGAAAUUCGUGACAAAUCUUUACAAAAAUAAGAAGCAGGAAAACAUCUGUCCAUUUAUGUGCUGCGUUCUUGCUUUCUUUGUCGUAGUGAAGGCGGAUUGAGGGAUAAUAUGGGAAAUGUAAACUGCAAAUAGUUAACCAAUCCUGACUGAGUUCCUCUUAUAAAGUUUGAAAUAGGUGUGUUUCAUUAAAUUAUUUGGAGAUUUGAAGAAGUUUAAUAUGGAAAACGCAUGCAUCGUGACUGACCUUUUGGUAUGCUUUUAUGUAAAAUUUACUGCCAUUUAAUUCGAUCUGUGUGAUAUCUUCUAAGAAAGUUCGCCAUAUUUAAUUGAAUGAAUUUUGUUAUUUGUGUUUUAAAAUUCAGGCCAUAGUAAAGGUAACAUUUUCAACGGGUAAUAAUGUGUGUAAAAUGAUUUUGGCCCAUAAAUCUACACUGAGAGAUUUUGACUAGAUACGUUUUUGCCAAAAUCGUCGCAAGACUUGCAAGAGUGACCAUUUGUAAUGAUUAUUUGUGAGGUAUGGAUGUUUAAAUUAAUAUUACUUUGCAUGUACAUAAUUUUAGAUAAAGAAAUGUAACCAUGGUCAUAUCAUUGUACAUAUUUAUUUAUCGAUGUCUAAGAGUGGAAUGAAUAUUAUGAAACUCGAGGUUUGUUUUUGUACACAUUAUAAAAGUGCAAUGUUCUGUUAAACUGAAUGCGUAAUUGUUUUAGAAAUAAAUAAAUAAUUUAAGUCACGAAA
This is a messenger RNA of Stegodyphus dumicola, 2130 nucleotides long. RefSeq names its product dual oxidase maturation factor 1-like. Gene Ontology annotation, biological process: protein transport. Lineage: Eukaryota; Metazoa; Arthropoda; Arachnida; Araneae; Eresidae. The record is from RefSeq and is a predicted model, not a curated record. Gene Ontology annotation, cellular component: endoplasmic reticulum membrane.